Molecule: messenger RNA, 799 nt
Organism: Haplochromis burtoni (Burton's mouthbrooder)
Lineage: Eukaryota; Metazoa; Chordata; Actinopteri; Cichliformes; Cichlidae
Product: endoplasmic reticulum chaperone BiP-like
Exons: 5
Coding region: 41-799 (252 amino acids)
Biological process (GO): endoplasmic reticulum unfolded protein response; protein refolding; cellular response to unfolded protein
Cellular component (GO): nucleus; cytoplasm; endoplasmic reticulum lumen
Molecular function (GO): ATP hydrolysis activity; ATP-dependent protein folding chaperone; misfolded protein binding
Source: RefSeq, a predicted model, not a curated record
UCUGCAUUUUCCUUGUAGAUUGGAGAGCAAACAAACAAAGAUGAAGCUGUUGUGGGUUGUGAUGCUGGUGGUCGGCACAGUGUUUGCCGCCAACGAUGAUGAUAAGAAGGACAACGUGGGGACUGUGGUUGGGAUUGAUCUGGGGACCACAUACUCAUGUGUUGGAGUGUUCAAGAAUGGACGUGUGGAGAUUAUUGCCAAUGACCAGGGAAACCGAAUUACCCCCUCCUACGUGGCCUUCACCAGUGAAGGUGAGCGUCUGAUCGGUGAUGCUGCCAAGAAUCAGCUGACCUCUAACCCUGAGAACACCAUCUUUGAUGCCAAGAGGCUCAUUGGUCGCACAUGGGGUGACUCGUCUGUGCAGCAGGACAUCAAGUACUUCCCCUUCAAGGUUACUGAGAAGAAGAGCAAGCCCCAUAUCCAGGUUGACAUUGGUGGUGGUCAGAUGAAGACCUUUGCUCCCGAGGAGGUCUCUGCUAUGGUGCUGACUAAGAUGAAGGAGACUGCUGAGGCUUACCUGGGCAAGAAGGUCACACAUGCUGUGGUCACUGUCCCCGCCUACUUCAACGAUGCCCAGCGCCAGGCCACUAAGGAUGCUGGUACCAUUGCUGGUCUGAAUGUUAUGCGAAUCAUCAAUGAGCCAACUGCUGCUGCUAUUGCUUAUGGCCUGGACAAGAAGGACGGAGAGAAGAACAUUCUUGUGUUCGAUCUGGGCGGUGGCACCUUUGAUGUCUCUCUUCUGACCAUUGACAACGGUGUUUUUGAAGUGGUGGCCACCAACGGUGACACUCUCUUCUAA